Molecule: messenger RNA, 2753 nt
Organism: Archocentrus centrarchus (flier cichlid)
Lineage: Eukaryota; Metazoa; Chordata; Actinopteri; Cichliformes; Cichlidae
Gene: umad1
Product: UBAP1-MVB12-associated (UMA) domain containing 1
Exons: 4
Coding region: 177-617 (146 amino acids)
Source: RefSeq, a predicted model, not a curated record
CACGGCGACAAUAAUUCGGGUAUUUCGAUGAGAAAAUAAGGACAGAUUAUUAGGAUAUUUAUUGUAAAUGAGCGAAGGAAACAGUUACACGGGCGGCACUAAAGUGAAUUAAACUAAAGGCUCCUGAACUGACUUUAUGAAGGCUUUCUGAAUUCGAUAAGAAACAACAGAGUAUCAUGUGGAGCUUGUUCGGAUUGCGUAAGGACUCAAAGAAGUCAACCCCAGACAAGGAAGUAGAUGGAGGAUUUGUUAUUGUUGCUGAGACAGUUGAAGAAAAGAGGCAGAAGAUGCAAACCAAGAAUGUCACACAACCCUCAACGAAUGUCAUAGUGCAGUCAUCAAAGUCAUCCUGCUCAACUCCAGAUCCAUGUGACACAAAGCUCCCUGUAGCUUCACACAGCAUGGAGCCAGUGGUGGGGCCUCCAGCAGUAGAAGCUCCUUCAACUCUUCCAGAUCUCCUCAUGGAUGUCCCCUUCACCUUGGCUCCUCAUGUCCUUGCCAUGCAGGCAGGAUUCCCCCUCAUCCCUGAUGUACUACUGUCCCGGGACAUUAACUAUAAUCUAGCCAGCUUUCAGUAUGACUUCACUUUAGAGAACUCUAUACUUCACAGUACCUAGUCUCUGAACUGCAGUAUUGUGAGUUCACACUGUGUGAAACUGAGCUGGUAUGCUCAGUUCCCCACAUUAUAUCAGAGAAAAGCUUUACUUUGAACAAGUCAGCCCCAUAAAAUGACACAAAAUAAAAUCACUUUAAACAUAGAGCUGCUGGAUUAUGAUGAAUAUUUAUACUUCUAUAGAUACUUUGUCUUUCUUUCAAGUUUAUUUCUUUCAGGGAUGAUGUACAAAAAACAUUAAUCACAUAAAAGGAAAAGAUGAUUUGUACCAAAUUUUGCUAUCAGCUAAUUUCCAUCUGCAGUCGCUGGGCGAAUAAAUAAAAUAAAAAAUAGAAUGAAACACAGAUUAGAUCAAUCAGCAGAUCACAAAUACACAUACUCAUAUUACCCACAUAUAUAUACAUACCCACACACAAAGAAAUUUAAUAACAAAGAUAAACAGGACAAAUAUCAAAAAUAUUAACCAAAUAUGAACAAAAUUCCCUAAAACACAAGACAAAUGAAUGUACACAAGACUGAGUCCUCAAAAUCCACGUUUUCAGAUCACAAGAAAAGAUAUGGAAAUUGGUACAUAUUUUUAAAUUGCUUUAAAUUAAUUGGUUUAAAAGAGAAAGCUGACUGCACAGUUGCUGUCCUUCACGUAGGCACACCACAGUAACCCCUGAUGGUGGGCCUGGUAACUCUGCUCGUUUGCUGGAACAGAGCUGGACAAAUCUACUCAAAAGUGGUGGGGCAACAUUAUAUAUAAUCGUGUGUACCAACCAUAUGUCUGAAUACAAAACUUGAUUGUCAAAACCUAACAUAUUAUAUGCCUAUAAUGAUAUUGAUUAGAUUUUCUGUCCAAAAAUUUAAGAGCUUAAGUAAUUUUGUCAAGUCUCACUCUGUAGAUACAACAAAGUACAGGGGUUACUGUACUUUCAGGUUAUUACAUCUCUGGUCCCACUGAUAGCACUUCGACUAUCCUUGUGAUCGGUUAGGAUCAUGUUUUUGUCACCUGGGUAACUAUUCAGACCUGGUCACACAGGGUAAAACUGAUCAGAUACAAAGACGUGUUGAAAACAACCCUACAGAUAAUCUAAACUGCACAGGACAGUGAGUCAAAAUGAACUCAAGGUCCACAAACUCUGUUGGUUAUGAUCAGCACUAAAAGUCUGGGAUGACUAACCUCGGAGUUUUGAUUGAGCCCAGACACCCUUUGAAGGAAACUCAUUUCAACCACUUACUUUAUCUGUAGUCUCAUUCUUUCUGUUGCUGUCCAGAUUUUAUGGCAAUGGGUGAAGAUGGGAAUGUAGAUCAACAGGUAAAUCAACACGCUCAGCUCUCUCUUCAAAACAACAUAUAAUGAUACGGAUUAGUGCUGCUGGCAAUCUUCUACUUCACUCUUCCCUCACACAUAAACAAGACUCCAAGAUACUUAAACUCCUCCACUUGGGACAGCCACUCAUUCCAGGCAGUCCACCCUCUUCACCACUGAGAACCAUGGCCUUAGACUUGCAGGUGCUAAUUCUCAUUCCCAGCACUUCACACUUUGCUGUAAACUGCCCCAGUGUGAGCUGGAGGUGACCAUAUGAUCAGCAAAAAAGUAAAGAUGAGAUCCUGAGGCUACCAAAGUAGAAACGCUCUGCCUAGAAAUUCCGUCCAUAAAAAUUGUGAACAGACAAAGGGUACUGGCCAGUACCUGUCAGAUGCAUCUGGAGUCCCAGAGGCAAACAACAAACAGCAAUGCAGCAAACACCUGGGUUCUCUCCAUCGUUGUUGUUGUUUGUCCAUAGCUACAUGAACUAAUGUUGACAUCCAAGUGAAGAAAUGGCAAAAUGAUUACUUUGCUUCUUUAUCCUGGAUCCCAUUGCAAUGAACAGAAUGGCUGCUGUUACUGCAAACUAUAGUUAAAAUUCAGUUAUAGUCAGAUUUGGCAUUACUUGUCUGGUUGACUCAGGACUGACAUUUUUUAAAGAUGCAGAUACUCUGGGUUCAGGUCACAGAGUGUAUCUGCUCUAAAAUCUGAAGCCAGUGGCGCUGGUGCCUGUGUCAAUAAAGAACAUCUUCUGCCUUGAUGCCUUCUAAGAACCAGCCCUCAGGUUGACAGAGAACUGAACAUUAUACAGGUGCUGGUCAUAAAAUUAGAAUAUCAUGAAAAAGU